CGUCAGUGACGUGUAAAAGUCUCACUGUAGUUUCUGAAAGUUUACUUUAGUUCGCGUUUAACUACGUUCAUUUGGUUAUAUUUAUUUAUUUGUUUACUUGUUUUAAAGUUGGACCUUGAACACAGCACGACCUUAAGCAAACGUCGCUUCUUAAUUGGGAAUAUUUUCUGGAUUCUUUGUUCCAUAAAACAAAGAAAUCAUUCAAACUGAAUCAUUUUAGUUUGAAAACAUCAUCAUUUCCAGUUGAUAGUGGACGAUGUCUCAGGCCGCCGCCCCCCCGGUUCUCUGUGACACCCCCCCGGUUCUCUGUGUGGCCCCCUCUCGGGCUCUGGUGGACGAGAAGAUCGCGGUGCUGGUGGAGAACCUUCCUCCGGGUUCUCUGGUGACCGUGCGCUCGCUGCAUCACUCUGACGACCAGGACGACUGGGAGGCUUACGCUCACUACGUCAGCGACCACAGAGGAGUCGUCUCUGUUUCAGAGGACAUGAGUUUUGGGGGAACGUACUCGGGGGUUGAACCCAUGGGUUUGUUGUGGAGUUUGCGUCCCGUCCCAGGAAGUCGCACGGGCCUCAGGUUGAGAAAGAAGAACGUCUGCACGCCGCUGCUCUUCCACAUCUCGGUGCACGGCGGACACGAGGGCUUCAGGGAGCGGCCUCCUCUGGCGUCGGCGCUCAUCGAGCGCUGGUACGUGGCGCCGGGCGUCCAGAGGAUCGACGUCAGGGAGAGAGGAGUGAGAGGAACUCUGUUUCUGCCUCCAGGUCCAGGUCCGUUCCCCGGGGUUUUGGACAUGUGGGGCGGCGGCGGCGGGCUUCACGAGUACCGCGCCGCCCUGCUGGCGUGUCACGGUUACGUCGCUCUGGCGUUGGAGUAUUUCAAACCCGGAGAGCUGAAGUCGACGGAUCUGGAGUACAGCUACUUUGAGACGGCGUUCAACCUCAUCCAGGAACAUCCUCGAGUGAUGGCGGACAGAGUCGGAAUAUUAGGUCUUUCCCUCGGCUCCAGUUUGGCUUUGUCUUUGGCAGCUGAGAGCAAAACGGUCCAGCCUCGCGCCUGUAUUUGCAUCGGCAGCAACCACUGCAGUGGGAGGAGCCUCAGCGGGAGCCCCAUGGUGUUGAUCACGAAUCCGGAGGGGAUGCGCGUGGACGAGAACAACCACCACAUCUGGAGAGACAUGGCUUUGUCCAUCCUGGAGGACGAGUCCAAACUGGUGGACGUUGGGAAAAUAAGUUGUCCUCUGAUGGUGGUCAACGGGGCUGAUGAUCAGAACUGGCCCUCGACAGAAAUGGCUGACGACAUCACUCGAAGGAUGCGAGCAGCGGGGAAAGAGCACCUGUUGACCAGACUGGAAUAUCCUGACGCCGGACACCUGAUCGAGCCGCCGUUCUCGCCUCACUUCAGAGCGACAAACUUCAUGGUACAAGGCAGACAAAAAGUCAUUCUGUUGUGGGGCGGUCAAACCAAACCGCACUCGGACGCUCAGGAAGAUUCCUGGAGGAAGAUCCUGAGCUUCCUGCAGCAGCAUCUCUACGGCAACCAGUGUCCCAAAGCUAAGCUGUGAGCUGAGACGUUAGCGUCAGCGAGGCCUGCUAGGAAAAAAACGCUGCUGAUAACGACCAAGUCUGAUGUACAGAAUAUGAACUUGACUCCUCCCACUGUGUUUCUACUCAUCAUCUUCACAAGGAUCGCACAAAAAGAACUUCAAUGCUAACACUAGCAAAGUUUGCUAUAGCUAUCGUGGUACGGUCUCGUUUGGUUUGUACGGUUUGAGCUUUAACACAAAUGACAACCAACAUGCUGGAAAACUAAAAUGAUUUCUUAAGCUA
This is a messenger RNA of Solea solea (common sole), 1823 nucleotides long. Its product is annotated as acyl-coenzyme A thioesterase 1-like. Lineage: Eukaryota; Metazoa; Chordata; Actinopteri; Pleuronectiformes; Soleidae. Gene Ontology annotation, molecular function: fatty acyl-CoA hydrolase activity. The transcript is spliced from 12 exons. The coding region runs from base 257 to 1558 and encodes 433 amino acids. Gene Ontology annotation, biological process: acyl-CoA metabolic process; fatty acid metabolic process. The record is from RefSeq and is a predicted model, not a curated record.